Molecule: messenger RNA, 2403 nt
Organism: Harpegnathos saltator (Jerdon's jumping ant)
Lineage: Eukaryota; Metazoa; Arthropoda; Insecta; Hymenoptera; Formicidae
Gene: Sf3b2
Product: splicing factor 3B subunit 2
Exons: 3
Coding region: 193-2310 (705 amino acids)
Cellular component (GO): U12-type spliceosomal complex; nucleus
Source: RefSeq, a predicted model, not a curated record
CAAUUUUAGACGUGUGUAAGAAAAAAUUUCUUCUCUCACGUCGUGUGUGAACGAAUUGUUUUAAUCGUUUCGAACACUGAUAAAUAUAAAGAAAUUUGCAUUUGUCGCAUAUAUAUUAAAUUGUUAUAUUCGUUAUAACACGCCUUCCAAAUUUGUGAUUUAUGUGGUGGUUCCAUUGUUAAGAUAUUCAAUAUGGAUACAAAAACUUUACCUAGUCUGUUGAGUCUAAAAGUAACUCCUCCAUCAGAGUUACAAAAUCAAAAUGUCGACAAUGGAGUUGGAGAAGGAGACAGUAGUUCGGUCAAGCUUCCUGCUGCAUUGGAACAAGCCUUAGCGUUCAAAACAGAGAGAGCUAAGGAAGUAGGUGGUGACCCCAAUGAUGUUGUACUUGCGAAUAAAUCACCAAAAGAUGAUGGCGAAGAUGUUUCUCAUAUAGAAGAUGUUAUAACAGAGAUAGAGCCAUCCACAGAGAAGACAGAUGGCAAAUUGAGUAAAACAAAGAAAAAGAAAAAGUCAAAGAGGAAGAGGCAUAACUUGGAGAAGAAAGACAUAGAUCAGAAAAAGGAUAGUACAGAGGAAACAAAGAACAAGGAGGAUAUGCCUGAAAUAGAGUACAUACAAGAGAUACCAAGCAUCAAUGACUUAGAACCAAUGUAUCGUCAAUUCGCUCGAGUUUUUGAGGCUUUCAAACUAGUGGAGCCUGAACCGAGUCCAAACGACGCGGCCGACAAGGGUGAACCAAUCGGACAAUAUCCACCAGUGACCAGUAUACAGACCACCGGCAAUGUACCGAACAAAGUGCCGUUAUUGGACGAUUUCGACGAUGAGACGAAUCAGCAACAGCAGCAACAAGGCACAGGUGAGAAUGGUGCACCGCGUUUAUCCAAGCGAAAGCUGAAGAGGCUUACGCGGUUGAGCGUGGCGGAACUGAAGCAACUAGUAGGUCGUCCUGAUGUCGUGGAGAUGCAUGAUGUCACCGCACGAGACCCAAAGCUGCUCGUGCAAUUGAAAGCGCAUCGAAAUACGGUACCGGUACCACGACACUGGUGCUUCAAACGUAAAUACCUGCAGGGCAAACGUGGUAUCGAGAAGCCACCGUUCGACUUGCCCGAUUUCAUCAAACGCACCGGCAUCACAGAAAUGCGUGCUAGCCUACAGGAACGCGACGACACGCGAACACUGAAGGCGAAGAUGCGGGAACGAGCGAGACCGAAACUAGGCAAAAUCGACAUCGACUACCAGAAGUUGCACGACGCGUUCUUCAAAUGGCAAACGAAGCCGCGCAUGACAAUCCACGGCGAUCUCUACUACGAGGGCAAAGAGUUUGAAACACGUCUGAAAGAAAAGAAGCCGGGCGAGCUGUCGGACGAACUACGCACGGCGCUGGGUAUGCCAGUGGGCCCGAACUGUCAGAAAGUACCGCCACCGUGGCUGAUCGCGAUGCAACGAUAUGGCCCGCCGCCGAGUUACCCAAACCUCAAGAUACCCGGUUUGAACGCACCUAUUCCAGAAGGUUGCGCAUUCGGUUAUCACGCAGGAGGUUGGGGCAAACCACCAGUGGACGAGACCGGACGACCACUCUAUGGUGACGUGUUUGGCAUCUCACGAACGUCCGGCGCAGAUGCCAUGGACGAAGAGGUAGACCGCGGCAUGUGGGGUGAACCUGAGUCGGAAUCGUCCGGUGACGAAGACGAUGACGAAGAUGGCGAGGAGGGCGGUGAGGCUGGUGAGAACGAUGGCAAGGACGCGGACGGCGACGCGAGCGGUCUGGUUACACCAGGUGCCGAGGGUCUGAUCACACCCAGCGGAAUCACGUCGAUUCCGGCGGGCUUAGAGACACCGGAGACGAUCGAGCUGAGGAAGAAGAAGAUAGAGAGCGAGAUGGAGGGUGGUGAUACACCCGCGUUGUACACAGUAUUGCAAGAACGUAGAACGGAAGGUCUUGGUGCCAGUAUGAUGGGCAGCACACAUGUAUAUGAUAUGACAGGUGCAGCAGGUGGUCAGGCGCCACCUUCUGUCAUAGCUGCUCGUCGCGGCGGUGCGAUCAGCGCUGGUGGUCCUAGCGAUGCUGCCAGAGCGGAGAAGGAUGGCGCGGUAGAAUUGACAUUGGAUCCCAGUGAAUUGGAUCUUGACUCAGAAGCCAUGGCAUCCAGGUACGAAGAAACGAUGAGGUCGAGACAGGCGCAUUUAAGAAGAGAGGACCUAUCAGACAUGCUUCAAGAUCACGUACAACGACAAAAGAGCAAACGCAAACGUCAGCAAAUCCAGGACACAAAGACGUCUAAGAAAUAUAAAGAAUUUAAGUUUUAGAUGUCAUGUCACCUCCAAUUAUGUACUAUAGUGUAGUAAGUAAAUUGCUUUUGACAUAACGUACAGUUAUACGAUACUUUACAAAUCUUAUAA